This is a messenger RNA of Monopterus albus (swamp eel), 3786 nucleotides long. Its product is annotated as voltage-gated potassium channel subunit beta-3. Bases 1126 to 2415 code for a protein of 429 amino acids. Gene Ontology annotation, molecular function: transmembrane transporter binding; voltage-gated potassium channel activity; potassium channel regulator activity. The transcript is spliced from 14 exons. The record is from RefSeq and is a predicted model, not a curated record. Gene Ontology annotation, cellular component: membrane; cytoplasm; voltage-gated potassium channel complex. NCBI's taxonomy places the organism in Eukaryota, Metazoa, Chordata, Actinopteri, Synbranchiformes, Synbranchidae. Gene Ontology annotation, biological process: potassium ion transport; regulation of potassium ion transmembrane transport.
GGGAGAGCAUCUUGCAAACCAACACAUUGCCUAUGUGUCGUGAACAUUUUUGAGCCUUUGGCAAUAAGGAAUAAUAAGAAAAAACACAAAGUGGGACUCCGGACUGACAGAACGGUGCUGACCGGGCACCAAGACGCGGCGCCGAGCGUUUCAAAUGUUUGAUGCGGCUGAUUCUUGGGCCAGUAUGCCGGCAUUUUUUUCAAAUCCGUGCAUCGUGAAAUUUUCUCGUAGAACAGGACGGAACAAUUGCUGCAGCCGCCGGUAUGUGAACGACUUAACACACUGAAGGCAAUACAAGCCGGUUCUGUGUCUGCUCCUGAAUUUGUUUGUGCUUCUCUUUCCUCGCUCUCUCUAAUGCAUCGAUUUGAGGCAGCUGGGCGAUAAUGCAUCGCUGGGGUUGGACUGUGUGAAUUCGCACCCUGUCCAUAUACUCGUUCAGCAAUGUAAAUUCGAGCAACUGAGUUUUCGCUGACCCGCCUAGCGACAAAAAUAUGCCUUGUUUCGACGAGAGGUGCGAGGAUGCCUGUAACUGUGACGGUGUCAUUGCUGCGGCACACUCCGGAGCUGCUCAGCUCAGCACAACUAACCUCAGCUGAAGACAAGACAGCAAGCUGGCAAGUGCUUUACCACCCAACAUAAGCCAUACGAGCCUGUGCAUGUAUGUGGGAAAAGGCCGAGCUGACACUCUCAAGGGAGGCAUCUAUUGCACUGAGGUUUUUGGGGGGCGUCCCAAGACCUGCCACAUCCCCAAAUCCGUCUGAGUGCCGCUGUGAGCCUACACGCUUCCUGAUGAUUUUUGGAGGGUAGCCUCGAUGCAUCUUGUGAGUGUGAAAACUCUGAGCGCCUUUUGCCAGGUUUGCACCACCAGACAGGAGACAGAGCAGACGGUAACUCUGUGUGUGUCAUGUUAGAGGCUGGACUCUUGCCCGCUCCCUUCAACUCUGAGACAAAAUCUCUGACCUGCCCAGUCUGAGCCCUUUGUAUGAGCAUCACUGCUUUGCCACAACAGUGUCAAGCAGCACCAACAAUUUGCAGACAUUAUUGUUUGUGUGACUUUAUAAAAAGGCUCCCCCUCACACCACCCACCAGCUCUCAAAAUAAGAAACACCGGAAACCAGGGUCAGGAUGCAGGUGUCCUUCGCCUGCACUGAGCACAACCUCAAGAGUCGCAGUGAGGACCGGCUCUGUGGCCUUCGCACUGCUCCACCUCCUGGAGGAAGCAGUGGAGGAGUAGGGGGAGGAGGAGGUGGUGGUGGUGGUGGUAGUGGAGGAGGAGGAGGAGGAGGAGGAGGUAGUGGACCAGGGAGUAAUGGCAACUACAUCUCUCAAGGCUCUGUCAAGAUCAGGGAGGGGCCAGGGUCCCGUCACACUCCACAGGGUCACGCCCACAUGAAGGAGGCCAUUGGGCGCCACAGCAGUAUGAAGUACAGAAACCUGGGGAAGUCAGGCCUCCGUGUUUCUUGCCUCGGGUUAGGCACCUGGGUGACAUUUGGAUCACAGAUCUCUGAUGAGAUGGCUGAGAGCUUGAUGACCAUAGCUUAUGAGAAUGGAGUGAACCUGUUUGACACAGCAGAGGUGUACGCCUCUGGAAGAGCGGAAAUCACUCUGGGGAACAUUAUCAAGAAGAAAGGAUGGAGGCGUUCAAGUUUUGUCAUCACAACAAAAAUCUACUGGGGAGGCCAAGCAGAGACGGAAAGAGGACUCUCUAGAAAGCACAUCAUUGAAGGUUUAAGAGGAUCAUUAUCAAGACUCCAGCUAGAUUAUGUGGACAUUGUUUUUGCCAACAGAAAUGAUGUCAACAGUCCAAUGGAAGAGAUUGUACGAGCCAUGACGUUUGUAAUAAAUCAAGGUAUGGCCAUGUACUGGGGAACCUCGCGCUGGAGUGCUAUGGAAAUCAUGGAGGCGUACUCUGUGGCACGCCAGUUCAACCUGAUUCCACCUGUGUGUGAGCAGGCAGAGUAUCACUAUUUCCAAAGGGAUAAAGUUGAGGUGCAGCUUCCUGAGCUCUACCAUAAGAUUGGUGUUGGUGCAAUGACCUGGUCUCCACUUGCUUGUGGAUUAAUCACUGGGAAGUACAGUGACGGUGUACCAGAGUGCUCCAGAGCAGCAAUGAAGGGAUACCAGUGGCUGAAGGAGAGAGUGAACAGCGAGGAGGGCCGCAGGCAGCUGGCUAAAAUCAAGGAGCUCCAUCUACUGGCUGACAGACUGGGCUGCACUGCUGCACAGUUAGCCAUAGCCUGGUGUCUGCGCAGUGAGGGAGUGAGCUCAGUACUUCUGGGAGUUUCUAACACAGACCAGCUACUUGAGAAUCUGGGUGCCCUCCGGAUUUUAUCUCAAAUUACCCCUCAAACCAUUACUGAGAUGGAUGCCCUGCUGGGAAAUAAGCCACACUCCAAGAAAGAAUCGCGCGCUUGAAGAUGCACAUUUGAGUGACAGGUGACAUUUCAAGAAGAUAAAGAAGACAGUGACACUGGGAAACAUUGCUUUUUGCUCUGCUGUAUACUCAACAACUUGCAUGUCCUCAGCAACAUUAUGCUUCCAAUAUGUGCGCAUAUCCAUUAAUGCGCAGUACAUUCUAUCAUGUAUGAAAAAAAGAAAACCUCUCAAUUAUGGAAAAACAACAGGUUAUAUACAGUAUUGCUCACUGCCGAUUGUUCACAGACUAAUAAUUUCUACAGAGGUGGAGGCUAAAGGCUGGAGUGACAGGUCUCUGCCAUCCACAGAAACAAAGAAAGGAUGAAAGAUGUCAAAUUGUUCCAAAGUGGGAGAAAAAACCCUGCUCUGUGCUAAAAUGCAGCUGUCUGUUAUUCUGUAUGAUGUUUAGUACAACAGCCAGAGAGCCAAAGGUUAGUACUCAUGUGUCUAGCCUAAUAUUUCCCAUUGUAUGCAUGUGACUGGUCUGCCACACUCACUGCUUCACAAGGUUGGGAACAAUGGAUUAUUGUAAAGUUGACAGGGACAGGGAUCUGACUGUUACAACAACUUAAUUCAGUCUGGUUUCACUUUAAAAACAAUGUGAAAUCACAAGCUGUAAAAAAAAAACGGGGGGAUCUGUUUUAAUUAUCUUUUUCACACACUUUAUUAACUGAUAUGACAUGAAAUAUUUCAUCUAAAUGAAAAUGAAUGGGUCACAUUGCAAAUAAUAAUUGCUAGAUUACCUUUGAAACUGGAGUGUUUCAGUGCAUUAUGUUAUUAGAGUUUAAAAUUAUACAUCAAGAAUCAAUAGUGGGUGAAAAUUUGAAAAUAACUCUCCCUAGCCUGCUGCUUUUUCAGAAGUCUUUUUGCCUCCUCUGUUUGUAUACUCUGCGCAUGUCCCUUUAAGAGAGAAUAACCCUAAAAGGUUGUAAUUGUGGCAUGGCUUUUAUGGUUUAUGUAGAUUUUCAGUGCCCUUGUAAGCCUUUUUUAUUUCUAAAUGGUCCAGCAGGUUGAUCCAGGAUCUGUGCUGGUGGGCACUCCUGUUCUAAAGACUGCAGUCUGCAGACAUGGCUGUGUGUCCAUCUGACAUAUAAUCUUUGUAUUGUCCUAAACGGUAUCAUUUUGAACGAUGCCAUUCUUGUUGAAGAGCAUCCGGUUUGAGACAGCUGGACUGUGUGGAAAGGUCACUGAGCAUCUGACAGAUUUGGGCACACUGUGGUGAACUAUUUCAAAUGACAGGACAUAAAUGAUAAGUCUGAGUUUAACAAAUGUGAAAUUAUUCUUGCCACACAUCACUUGGGGUAAGAUUUAGCAAAUGUAACUUUUUUUUGUGGAAGCCUAAAAAUAUAGCUUCUCUGCUCAUUUCUCUGG